Messenger RNA from Polistes dominula (European paper wasp), 614 nucleotides. RefSeq lists its product as uncharacterized. NCBI's taxonomy places the organism in Eukaryota, Metazoa, Arthropoda, Insecta, Hymenoptera, Vespidae. The record is from RefSeq and is a predicted model, not a curated record.
AGGAGAAGAAGGAGGAGGAGAAGGAGAAACAAAAGAAAGAGAGAAUAAAAGAAAUAAGAAAUAAUCAAAAAUGACUCAAAUGUUGUUGUUACAAGAACCUGGUUGGAAAUUGGAGAGAAAAGGUUCAGAUCUUUUAUUAAGAAGAGAUGAUGACAGUUCUUGUGAAAAAAGAAGAAGUCGAGUUUGCUUCAGAUGCCAUGUAGACGUUCGAGAAUUUGAGAGGGACGAUGUAAUCGAAGAUUAUGGGGUAGAAGUAAAGACGGAAACAUCGUCGAGCCCUUUGGCAAUGUGUGCAAGUUGUUUGGCAGCCCUUUGCGUUACCAUCAUACUUCCAUGGCUCUUGAUCGGUGGUUAGACUUCUUCACCUUGAAAAAGCAAACAUCGUCUAUGGGAUAAAUGUGUUGAUAAAGUGUGUCUUUGUUCUAUCAUAGAACAACACUGUAGAAAUAAAAGAGACAGGAAGAAACAAUACAUGAAUGAAUGAAUGAAUGAAUGAAUGAAUGAAUGAAUGAAUGAAUGAAUGAAUGAAUGAAACGAAUAUGUUAUGUUAGGAUUUUGCAUAGCAAUGAAAAACUUGACAAGAAUUAUGAUGAAGAACAAGAACAAGAAGAAUG